Molecule: messenger RNA, 4520 nt
Organism: Rhagoletis pomonella (apple maggot)
Lineage: Eukaryota; Metazoa; Arthropoda; Insecta; Diptera; Tephritidae
Product: nuclear pore complex protein Nup205-like
Biological process (GO): nuclear pore organization
Cellular component (GO): nuclear pore inner ring; nuclear pore
Molecular function (GO): structural constituent of nuclear pore
Source: RefSeq, a predicted model, not a curated record
AGAUCGUUAUAUUAACAAAAAAUCGAGCAUUAGGGUCAAAAAAACAUCAAAACCAAGUGCAACAACUUUACAACGACAUCAAAAUGGCAUUAGCAACUACUUUAUUUUAUUGGGCUGCGCAACGUGGACUUCCGAAAGGCAUCGUUGUUAAGCUAAUUAAAAAUUUGCCAAAGCUUGCACAAGCUCAAGCGUCGGGAGUAAUAGAUGAUAUAACACUAACAGCACUUUUUGCUUUACUAUACGCAUGUGAUACGAGUGCUUUACUCAAAUAUGAAACACCGACUUCUCCUUCGCAAAAUAUUCCUAUUCUAUCACAAGGAGACUUUCUACAAACUGUGUAUGAAGUUUUGGUUUCUACUAAUCAGGAUGGUCUAAACGGAAUAAUAAAAAUGGCAUUCGGUUUAGCAUUGACUGGGUUUCGACACGCAUCACAGCAGGUACCAAAUUCUGCCUCAAAAAUCAUAGUUUAUGAUGAGCAACUUAUUGAUGCAGCUAUCAACAGCAAAGUUUUUGAUUUCUUAUACUACUUUGUAUUGGACAACAGAAUUUUAUAUAGGCACGAAUUCUUUUACCGUCGUUUUCAUAUGUUAAUUACGGACUUCAUUGAAUUUAUGCAUUCUAAAGUAACCGAAUUACGAGGAAAGGCUGAUGAAACCGCUCGAGCAGUUAUGGGAUUUUUAAAAGAAGGUCUGGAGCCACCCAGCAAUUUAGACCACAGUUUUGAAAUGUUGAUGCUGUGUAUAUCCAAAUUUUAUAAAGAUAAUCGAGCCGAACUCUCGCUGUGCAUAGAAUUUUGGGAACCACUUGAUUCAACGUUCAGUUCAUUGAAAACAACUUCUCGAUCAGUGUCAUUAUUUAAGUUUAUUCGUUUAGCUGGAGAACUGUUACCAUCUACUCUGUUUGUAUCGUAUUUAAAAAUGAUAGCUGGUUUGACAAGUUGUGAAAGGUCUGCGCGUUAUACCUUCAACCUGUUGAGACAAGCUUCAGGAUUAACUGGCAGCACAGCUUUAUCCUGGGAACAUUUUUUUGGAUCUCUGAUUCAAUAUUAUUCAAAUUUGCGACAGGAGCAUUGUAAUAGCGGUGAACCAUCUUAUAAAGUCCACUUAAGCCGUUAUAUCAACCCGCACGAGAUAGAAGCUCUUCAAGCAGUUCUCGAUGUUAUAAAAGCCGUGGCCAACUAUGAUGAGUUAUCAAGAAUAACAAUUUGUGAAAAUCCGAAUUGGGCACCAUUGCAAAUUCUUCUGGGUUUGCUCAGCUGCCCGGUGCCUCUUUUAUUAAAAGGAAACAUCUUGCGAACCUUAUGUGCUUUGGGCAAGUCUAAAGAAACAGCACUAGUCCUUUGGAACAUGAUCGAAGCGUCUCAGAUCAUCCCAACCUUGCCUGUAAUUGAUUCCCAAAAUCUGUGCAAUCUUAAAACCGAGAUAAUGCAAAAUGAAUCCCGAUUGGAAAGUUAUCCUCUAUCCAAAGGAAUAUUGGAUUUAAUAUUUUCUUUAUUAUGUUCAUAUAUGCCUAAAAAUCUUGGCGCAGAUCACCGAAAGCCAGGGAUACAGCCUUACGUAACCUUUGUUGUUGACGAAAUUUUUUUUAAAUUUUACGACCGACAAUAUAAAAAUUCUACAGAAAAAUGGGAAAUAGGAUGGAAAUGCUUGAAGAUAGUAAAUUAUAUAAUUCAAAAAUAUGAGCCAAAAGUUAAUGAUUUUGUAGAACAGGAAGAUGAAAGUCCGCCUUUGGGAUAUUAUAUAAUGCUGCAAUUGCAAAAGAAGUCUCAUUUAUUGAAUCUUAUUCUUUUAAUAAUCGACGACGCAUGUCAGCAUCUUGAUGAAUAUGAACGCUUUAAUGAGAGAGAAGUGCUUGAAGAAUGUUCUCUUCUUAGUCUUACAAUAAUAGAAGAAGGCUUAAUCAAACAGACGGAAUUUUUAAAUUUACAUAUUACCGCAAAUAGCCCAGGUAUACUUUUUGGCCUAAACAAAAUGCUUUUAGAUGUUAAUCCUAGAAGCCAACGGCCGGAUCAUCUCUUAAACAUAACGAAAUUUGUAAUGUACUGUAGCUGGCUACCUAAACACUCGCUUGCUGCUGUCAAUAUACUCAAUAUGGUGUCGAGAAUGCCGAAUAUAUCAAGCCAAAUAUUGGACGUUUUUAUUUCCAACGGACAUAUAUAUGAUGAAAUUCGUCAAGGUUUUGUUGAUUGCUUAGAUAUGGAAACAAAUUCAAUAACAAAUACUACGCGGUGGACGUCAAAUAACUUCCACUCUUCCUAUAAAAUUCACAUUAAAAUCAAAACUGUAAUCAUCGAUUUGCUCAGAAAUUGCAUAUUACAACCAUAUCCAAAUAUCGGGCUAUACCUUCUGGGAUUUGAAUAUGCAAACGACGCUGGGGAAAAACAAAAACUCAAUAUUACCGAUGCAACUAAUCACUGUCUACGAGCGCUCACAGCUUUGUUAGACUUUCAUUUAGAGACAAUGAAAAUUUCUAACGCUUAUGAUGCAGAUCUUGAGCAAAUCAUCAAAAGCUCCUAUUUUCUUUUAUAUUUGUUGUGCUCAAAUACUCGUACGUCAGAAGGAAUGCUGCGGUAUUUACGUUCUUCGAAUGAUUUCGUUUGUCGACACUUAAAAGAACUUCCCUUUAAAAAUAUGCACUAUUCAAAUAUUCUUUACCAGACAAGUUACUUAUUGGAAUGCACCGCAAUUGAGUUAAAACUAGCAAGCUCCUACUGUCAAAUAAGUAGAGUCCAACAAAUCUGCGAAAUAUUAGUGGGAACUGCUACUAAUAAGACUGAAGACCAGAGGUCCAUUAAUUCAACGUUGUUUUUUUCCCAUUCAUCACCACUUUUAAUGGAGCAUUUCAUCAAAUCAAAAGCGGAAAAUAUACCAAACUUUCUGCUUAGUAACAUUUUGGACUGGUUGAUGUUUGAGUCAAGUGAUGUAAAUAAUCCUAAAUGGGAUUUUUUCGAUAUAUCUUUAUCCAAGCAAAUAUUCGAUGAAUGUGAAUCAAGCACCGAUGAAGGGCUUUUAUUAAUUAACUUACCAAAACUACACAAAAUAUUGCAUGAUGAGUUAUGCAACGUGCAAGGCACUGUAGUAAGUGGACAAAGAAAACUUAUAUUGCAAGAAAUUGAAUCCAUAUUAAUGUAUGCACUUAAAAUAAAUGAAAUGAGGAAUAAAAACAGAGGAACAAUAAAAUUAGUGGAUGCCUGGGCCCAGGUCACCGAGAUUUUGUUCAUUCAGGUUUUCGAAAGUACUUUGCCGUAUUCUAUAAAACAGGAACUCCUAUUUGAAAUAUUACAAAAACUUCUCAACAAAGCUGUUUCUAUUCCCUCAGCUUUAGAGGUAACAAUAUUAAUAUCUGAAGCAGUUUUCAUACUAAUUGUCUGCCUGAGGCAAUGUUUUUCACAGAAACCCAACGAUCCAGGUAACAAAGAAAUCAACAAAAUUACUCCUCUACGAGAUGGCGGCUUAUUGCUGUUGGUCAAAAAUAAAGAAGUGGAAAAAAAGUUUAUUGGCACCCAAUCUCUUCCCGGCCUAUGUCAGGUUACAUGUGAACUCCACCCCAAUUUAAAUUGUGUUAAAGGAACGGUAUACGCGCCAUUCCUAAUUCAAGUUCUAGAGGACGAGAUUAUUGAAGAACUCAAGCAAUACAACGUCACUGCCGUCCACAAAUUCACGCGCAUAACUGAAGGAGUCGUCAAGCCAACAGGAGUUGUAUUACUAUCAUUCGACACUUAUUUUUUGCCCGAAAAAAUUGACAUAGCCUGGGAAAUGUGCACUGUGCGACCAUAUUUCCCAAAUCCGAUGCGAUGCAAAUCGUGUCAGAAGCUUGGCCAUACAAUGAAAAUAUGCAAAAACGCACCCGCCUGCGCGACGUGCAACCUACCUCCACACCAACCAGAAAACUGCAUCAGAACGUCAUGUGCAAACUGUUUUGGUGAGCAUGCAGCCUCGUCCAACUCAUGCCCCAAAUAUCAACAGGCUAAAGACAUUCUAAAAAUAAAAACUGAAAAGAAAUGCUCUAUGCGCGAUGCCCUAAAACUACACAAAAUACAAAAUCCAACGACUGUCACUAAUUCCUUUUCAUUCGCCCAAAAAACUAAAAUACAAGACAAUACCACAGCACAAGAAAAUAAAAGUAACACAAAACUUCCAAAUUCCAACAACUCUACAGCAGAAACUCCCAAAACUACGCUAGAUACCGUAAAAGCAACAACUAGUAAAGAGAGCAUACGAAAUUUUUUAAUAGAACUCAACACUCAGCCAACAAAUAAAACUAAUCUGACGACAACAACUACUAAUACAACAAAACAACAUACUCUUGUUACAUUGGAUCAACACAACGACCACGAUAGCAAGAAAACAGCGAAAACAGAAACUGCGCCAAAAGAAGCCGAUCAUCACAUGUAUAUCGACACGUCUACGUCUACAACAAAUAUAACAAAUACCACGAAUAGAGCAACAAGCAGAGGGAGCCCCAGCAUACUGAGACGAACACCAACAACACAUUUUCAAGUAAACAACAUCAACUUCUAA